CCAUGCACUGCACGCGUUAGCUUUUCCUUCUCUAACACAUGACUGACCUCAUAAAGGGUUUUAAAAUUGCCUGAAUAGAGGAACCAGGUGUUUUGAAGCGGGGAGACAGCGAUAAAACGAAUAAAAACUGGAUAUAUUUUACCCAGGCCUAGUACGAGGACUGGAAAGCACGGAUUGAAACCUUGCACAUCAGGACACAGCUCUAAGCAAUAAUGUAAACAAUUAAAAAAAAAUACUCACCGCACUGAAAUUUGUUCCACAGUUGUUGUAAAGGACAUUAACCAGAGAGUCCAGACUUGCUGAAACCACCUGUGUGUGCUCUAUAGCCCAACAGAGGCUGAGGGCUUGGUUCACUCUCACCUGGAGUGACGCAGAGAGAAGAAAAAGAGGGAGAGAUUGUAGCAGGAGAGACGGAGCAGCACUUCUGAGGAGCUAACUACAAAACAACUCGCCGAAAGUGCAUGAAAGGCAAGUUUUUCCGUCUGAACGUACUUCUGAAUAUACAACUGCUCGUGUGACUGCGGUUUAGAGAUUGCAACAAUGGUCCACUGACAGCCGCAAACAGAUGUUCCCUGUGUGACAGAAAGCCCCUCAGUACUUCCUUUCCAGAGCAAAACUUCAACAGGCCCACCAUGUCUCACAGGCAAUCCCAGGGAUCCAUGGGGGACCAGUCUCCCCUCCUAUUGGAGAACAUGUUUUCUUCUCAACUUCGUGUGGACCAGCAAUCUAGACGAUCUUCUUCAAACACAGACCUUUCCCAGCCCGAGGAGGCCAAACGGACCCCCGUUGUGCUCAGCACUCAGAGCGAAGCGGCUUGGAAGAGGGGCACCCAGCAACUCAUCCCCAAGAACCUGGCAGUGAGCAGCCGCCCCAAGAACCGUCACCACACCACAGUAGUCACCAUGCCGGUCGUUCUGGAGGCCCAGAAGAACACCCAGCGCUUUUCCCACAACCCAGACAUCUCCUGGGAGGACUACGACAGUGAUGGAGGUGAUGGCUUCUCCAUGCGCAGGAACCGGAGGAACAAAUCGUACAGAGCUGCGGUCACCAGCCUCGUCAGUGACGUCUCCUGCAAACAGGACCUACUGCAGCCAGUCGCUGAGGAAAGGGCACCCAGCCCAAAGCCAGCUUCCAGCCCAGGACGCAAGAGAACCUUGGGGAGGAAGAGGAACCAGAAACACGGAGGAUCCUUUAAAGAUGAUCCGAGGUUCUACCAGGAGAUUAAAGAGCGAGGCCUGCAGUCCAACGCUCUAGGCACAGAUGAUGAUGACUUCACCCAAAUGCCAGAGGAGGACCAAGGAAUCGUGGUGAAGAACUACAAAGCGGCAUACAUGACCUGGAGCCAGCUCCCUCGGGUGCAGGAGAGGGGCAUUCUGGAGACAAUCACUCCUGAAGAGCGUAAGAGGCAAGAGGCCAUCUUUGAGAUUAUGACAUCUGAGUACUCCUAUCAGCACAGCUUGAGCAUCCUGGUGCGGCAUUUUAAAGCCAGCGAGGCCUUGAGGAAGACCUUGACCACGACUGAGCACCAUCACCUGUUCUCCAACAUCUCCGUCAUCCAGCAAGUCAGCAAACGGUUUUUUGAGGAUCUUGAGAGGCGUCACCAAUUAAACCCUGUCAUUCAGGACAUCAGCGACAUUGUACAGGAUCACGCUACCAACCACUUUGAGCCAUAUAUUGUCUAUUGCUCUAAUGAAACCUUCCAGCAGAGGACGCUGCAGAAACUACUAGUGAGCAACACAGCCUUUAAGGAGGUGCUGAAGCAGAUUGAGUGCAGUCCUGAAUGUGGCGGAUUACCCAUGAUCUCUUUCCUCAUUCUGCCCAUGCAGAGGGUCACCCGCCUGCCUCUGCUGAUGGAUACCAUCUGUCAGAAGACCACCAAACAGACGCCUGAAUACUAUGCAGCUCGCUGGGCGCUGAAGGCCAUCAGCAAGCUGGUGAAAAGCUGUAAUGAUGGAGCCCGAAGGAUGGAGCGCACUGAGCAGAUGUACACCAUCCAGAAACAGAUGGAGUUUGGGAAGAUCAAGCCGUUCCCAUUGGUCUCAUCCUCUCGCUGGCUGCGGAAGAGAGGUGAGCUGGCCAUGUGCCUGGAGGAGCUGGGCAUCUUCUGGAAGGCUUUCAGCCACAAGAGCUAUUACCUGUUUGUCUUCAACGACGUGCUUAUCGUCACUAGGAAAAAAAGUGAGGAGAGCUACGUGGUAUGUGAUUACGCCACUCUGGAGAAUGUGGAGGUAGAGGAAGAGCAGGUCGACUCUAAGCUCUACCUGCGGCUGGCCAUGAAGCCCAACAGUGAGGGGCGCUGUGAACAGAUGGCAUUAGUGGCUGAAAACAAGCUGGACAGAGCUCGCUGGGUCAGGGCUCUGCGCAGGCACAAGGAAGCGGAGAGUAUCUUUAACAAAGAUGAUCUGCCUCAAUACGAGGCCACCAAAGCCUAUAUGCCCAAAGAGCCAGACGAGCUGAGUCUCCAGCAGGCUGAAGUGGUCAUCGUCCUGCAGGAAGUGGAUGGUUGGUGUUACGGGGAACGGAUGAGGGAUGGUGAAAGAGGCUGGUUUCCAGCCAGCUGUGCCACACAGAUCACCAACCGUACUGCUCUGGAGUCCAACAUUCAGCGCAUGGAGCGACUUCGCAAAGAGACCAAUGUUUGAUAAGACUUUGAAACUACAUGUUACUUUCCCACCAAAGGACUGCAUGUGUCAGCUACUUCAGAAAGGGUGGAGAUUUUAUAGUGGGUUUGUGACUUUAUAGCAUGAAUGAAUUACCCAGUUCUCUGCACAACUAAAUGAAUUCCAAAUAGAGACCAAACA
Messenger RNA from Colossoma macropomum (tambaqui), 2801 nucleotides. RefSeq names its product Rho guanine nucleotide exchange factor (GEF) 16 (gene arhgef16). NCBI's taxonomy places the organism in Eukaryota, Metazoa, Chordata, Actinopteri, Characiformes, Serrasalmidae. The record is from RefSeq and is a predicted model, not a curated record. Gene Ontology annotation, molecular function: protein binding; guanyl-nucleotide exchange factor activity. Gene Ontology annotation, biological process: activation of GTPase activity. The transcript has 15 exons. The coding region runs from base 633 to 2642 and encodes 669 amino acids.